Messenger RNA from Phytophthora nicotianae INRA-310, 678 nucleotides. RefSeq lists its product as hypothetical. The record is from RefSeq and is a predicted model, not a curated record. Lineage: Eukaryota; Oomycota; Peronosporomycetes; Peronosporales; Peronosporaceae. The transcript is spliced from 4 exons. Bases 1 to 678 code for a protein of 225 amino acids.
AUGCCACCUCAAGGAUCAUUGGCAGCACUUCCAAGACAUCAGGUUGCACGGAUACAAGUAAAGUCAGCAAAGCAGAUCACCAGGGCUCAAUCGGCACAACCUUCACCACUGCAAACGCACCCCAACUCAGCGAAACAGCAGCUACUCAACAACAACUCCGAAGGAAAUGUGCGAACUGCAGUUGCUGUAGAUAAACAGAUUCAGACUCAAGAGCAAGAUGAUCAGUGGGAAUGGCAGCGCGUCUGGAAAGGUGCAUUCGGCAAAAUGCACCAGCAAUUACAAGUGAAGACAGAGGAGACGGAGGCACUCGCAGCCGACAACAAGGAGCUGCGUGCCCUUGUAACCGGCUACAAGAAAGCUCUGGAAGAAGCCGAACGCAACCAGCGCGACAUCGAGGCCAAGCACCUCGCUGAAAUCGAAAACCUUCGUGCGGUGCAUUCUCUAGAACUAUCAGAUCUUCAAGCUCGGUACCGCCAAAAGUUGGAGGAAGUGACGAUGCAGAACGAUGAGAAGCUGCUCAGCAGACGACGACAGAAUAAUUGCAUCCGUCAUGCACAUGCACUCAGCAGUAACACCUUGCCCAGAGACGAUCGCGCCGACGCCAACGCAGAUUUCCUCCAGUACAUUGAUACUUUCUACUCGGACACACUAAACCUUACGGCGGCAAACAAAAAAUGA